This is a messenger RNA of Falco peregrinus (peregrine falcon), 1687 nucleotides long. RefSeq names its product KRR1 small subunit processome component homolog (gene KRR1). The transcript has 10 exons. Lineage: Eukaryota; Metazoa; Chordata; Aves; Falconiformes; Falconidae. The coding region runs from base 44 to 1192 and encodes 382 amino acids. Gene Ontology annotation, molecular function: RNA binding. The record is from RefSeq and is a predicted model, not a curated record. Gene Ontology annotation, cellular component: small-subunit processome; nucleolus.
GCGCUUCCGGUGCCGGGUGAGCGGGGGCGGCGCGCGGGCAGUCAUGGCGGAUCCUCCGGGGGCGGCUGAGGCCGGGGCGCGGCAAAAAGAAAAACCAAAACCCAGAAACAAAAAGAAGGCUGCGGCAGUUGAUGAAUCUGAACUUCUCACUGUGCCGGAUGGAUGGAAAGAGCCAGCCUUUACAAGAGAGGAUAAUCCGAAAGGGCUGUUAGAAGAAAGCAGUUUUGCAACAUUAUUCCCGAAGUAUAGAGAAGCAUACUUGAAGGAGUGCUGGCCACUUGUCCAGAAAGCCUUGAGUGAACAUUUUGUGAAUGCAGCGCUGGAUCUAAUUGAAGGAAGCAUGACUGUCACUACCACUAAGAAGACUUUUGAUCCAUAUGCAAUCAUUAGAGCUAGGGAUUUAAUAAAACUUCUUGCAAGAAGCGUUCCAUUUGAACAGGCAGUUCGUAUCCUUCAGGAUGAUGUUGCAUGUGACAUCAUUAAAAUAGGCUCUCUGGUGAGGAAGAGAGACACUUUUAUAAAAAGAAGAGCACGACUUCUUGGGCCAAAAGGCUCUACUCUGAAGGCCCUGGAACUGUUAACAAACUGUUAUAUUAUGGUGCAGGGCAACACUGUUUCAGCUCUUGGACCCUUUAGUGGGCUGAAAGAGGUUAGAAAAGUUGUUUUGGACACAAUGAAGAAUAUACAUCCCAUAUAUAACAUUAAGACUUUGAUGAUCAAAAGGGAAUUAUCAAAAGAUCCUGAACUGAGGUCUCAAAGUUGGGAAAGAUUUUUGCCUAAGUUCAAGCGGAAGAACUUGAAAAAACGGAAGGAGCCAAAGAAGAAAAAUACUAAGAAGGAGUACACACCGUUCCCACCUCCGCAGCCAGAAAGCCAGAUUGAUAAAGAAUUGGCAAGUGGUGAAUACUUUUUGAAAGAAAGACAGAAGAAACGAAAGCGAAUGGAAGAGAUAAAGGCAAAGCAAGCUGAUGCAGUCAAGAAAAGGCAAGAAGAAAGAAAUAAAGCUUUUAUCCCACCAAAGGAAAAGACAGUUGUGAAAACAAAGAAAGCCUCCACUGAGAAAAAAAUUGAUAUUGAAGCCAUCAAGGAAAAGGUUAAGAAUGCAAAGAAGAAGAAAUUAGGAGCACUUCCUGUGGAAGAAGUAAAGUUAAAAAUGGCAGCUGAUGAAAAGAAAAAAAAGAAAAGGAAGUAAUUCACCAUCCAAGUUGCUCACUUUUCUCCUAUGUUAAUGAACAUUUUCACACUUGGAAGAUUUCAGACUUCUUGCUGUCAGUAUAAUCUGGACAAGAAAAGACUAGGUAGAAAGGUCAUUCUCUUUUCAUAAGUACAGUUUAAUUAGUGGAUAUAAAGCAGCUGUGCAAAGUUGCUAAGGCUGGUGAAGAGAAUCUGUGCUGCUAAGUAAGAGAAUGCAUUUGGAUAGUAUCCAUCUGUGAAAAGGGAAGGUUUCAUAAUAGAAACAUUUAGGAGUUCGAUGCAGGUUGUCAGGGUUGGAGACCUAGGUGGGAGUUUAAGGUUAUUCUUCUGUGAAAGACUACCAGACUAUAUACAGCCUCAGUUAUGGUGAUAACUUUUGCAAAACAGGCAAGGUUUCUUACUAUAUUAUGCUUUUGUUUCUGUAAAAGCUGAUGAUUUUUGUGUGUCUUGUCUUGGUGUUAAUAAAGUAUUUUAAUACAUUGUUCUCAAAUAA